AUGCAGAGCGCCGGUAUGCAUCGCGCUACGGCAGAGCCAAUCGCCAUUGUCGGCCUGAGCUGCAAGUUUGCCGGCGAGGCCAGCACGCCGGACCGGCUCUGGGAGAUGCUGGCGGCAGGCAGAAGCGCCUGGAGCGAAAUCCCUCCUUCUCGGUUCAACCUGAAGGGGGCGUACCACCCUAGUGCCGAUAGAACUAAUACGGUAUGUUUCAAUUCGCUGUGCAGGGGGAACCCUACUGAAGAGAAGAAGGUCCACGUCCGUGGCGGACACUUCCUUGAACAGGACCUUGGUCUUUUUGAUGCCCAGUUUUUCAGCUUCUCGGCCGAAACGGCCGCGUCGAUGGAUCCUCAAAUCCGUCUUCAAUUAGAGUCUGUCUAUGAAGCGUUAGAAAACGCUGGAAUCACAUUGCCGGACGUUGCGGGAAGCAAUACUGCAGUAUAUGCCGCUGUGUUUUCGAGAGACUACCGCGAUGGUAUCAUCCGCGACGAGGAUAGGCUGCCUCGCUUCCUACCUACCGGUACCGGAGACGCCAUGUUCUCCAAUCGAGUGUCGCACUUCUUUGACUUGCGAGGGCCCAGUAUCACUCUGGACACUGGCUGUUCUGGAGGCCUGGUUGCACUUCACGAGGGAGUUAAGAGCCUGCGGACCGGAGAGUCCGACAUGGCGCUGAUCUCUGGCGAGGGCCUGACUGACGAAGGAAGGUUCUUUUCACCUGACGGUAAGUCGUAUGCGUUCGACUCGCGGGCCAACGGAUAUGGCCGAGGAGAAGGCAUUGCAACAAUAGUUAUCAAGCGUCUGUCAGACGCGAUCAUCGCCGGGGACCCCAUCAGAGCCAUCGUGCGUGAAUCAGGGUUGAACCAAGACGGCAAGACCGAAACAAUCACCACGCCUAGCGAGGAGGCGCAGGUUGCCUUGAUGCGAGACUGCUACCGUCGCGCGGGGCUGGAUUAUGCGGACACUCAGUAUCUUGAGGCCCAUGGGACAGGGACGUCGACGGGUGACCCGAUCGAAUGCCGUGCGAUUGCUACCGUGUUCAAGGACAGUCGGUCAUCUGAACAACCGCUGCGCAUUGGUUCUGUGAAGACGAAUGUUGGCCACACAGAGGCGGCCAGCGGGCUCGCGAGUCUCAUAAAAGUGGUUAUGGCGCUCGAGAAAGGCAAGAUCCCUCCCAGUAUCAACUUUGAGAAGCCGAAUCCGAAGAUUGCGCUGGAUGAAUGGAAUCUACGCGUGGUGACUACGUUGGAGGAUUGGCCUGCAGGGCCUGGAGGUGUCCGCCGCGCGUCCAUCAACAAUUUUGGAUUCGGCGGUACGAAUGCACAUCUUAUCGUCGAGAGUCAAGCGGCUCAGCCGUUGCCCUGGCAAGCAGAUGGAUAUGGCGCAUCAGCUACUAACCUCGACUCUCAGAUCUUCGUCUUCAGUGCGCGCGAUAAGCAGGCCUGUGUUAAUAUGGUUAACAACCUGAAGAAAUAUCUCAGACAAAAUGCCGCGACGGAUAGCCCCGAUUUUCUUCUCCAGAGAGUUGCAUACACGCUGGGCCAGCGCCGUACCCGGUUCCCGUGGGUAACCGCUCGUCCUGUGCCUGUUCAAAAUGGCUUUCGCGAAGCUAUUCAAGCCCUCGAGGUCAACAUGCCAGUUCCGCGCCGUACCACCGGGAUCCCACGCAUUGGGAUGGUUUUUACCGGCCAGGGAGCCCAGUGGUAUGCAAUGGGCCGUGAACUGAUUGCGGCCUAUCCGGUCUUUAAAGCCUCACUCAAGGAAACCGAUCGGCAUCUCGCAGCAUUAGGAGCGAGGUGGUCUGUUAUAGAGGAGCUGAAUCAGGACAUACCGGCGUCGCGCGUUCACGACGUCGAAUAUAGUACUCCAUUAUGUGUGGCCGUGCAGAUUUCCCUAGUCCGACUUCUGCGAUCAUGGGGCGUCAAGCCGGUGGCUGUCACUAGCCAUUCCAGUGGAGAGAUAGCUGCUGCGUACGCAGUUGGCGCCCUCGGCUGUCAAGACGCUAUGGCUGUCGCCUAUCACCGUGCUUUGCUCGCAACAAGAAGUAGCCUAGGCUCGAAACAGGGAGCUAUGCUUGUGGUAGGCAUGAGCCUUGAAGAAACAGAAACUUAUCUUGCACGAAUCGACGCUCAGAUAGGUAUUGCCACAGUGGCUUGCGUGAACAGCCCUUCAAGUAUCACCGUCUCAGGCGAUCAAGACGCUGUAAAUGCCCUCGAAGCGCUGGCAAGAAACGACGGCAUCUUCACCCAUCGUCUGAAGAUACAUACUGCUUUCCACUCCCAUCACAUGAAUCCGAUUGCAGAUCUGUAUCGCAGCGCUUUACAAGGAGCUCUAUCACCAAAUCACGAUAAAGUCGAGAGUGACAUCACAUUCUCUUCUCCUGUCACUGGACGCCGUAUCACCAACCUCUCGCAGCUGUCUGAGCCCGACCACUGGGUUGACAGCUUGCUCAAACCGGUCCAGUUUGUUGAUGCAUUCACCGACAUGGUUCUUGGCGCUUCUGGUGCAUCUAGCGCCAAUGUCGACUUGAUUCUCGAAGUUGGUCCUCAUACUGCUUUGGGCGCGCCCAUUAAGCAGAUCCUUGCAGAACCAAAAUUUGCCGGGUUAGAUAUCUCUUGUCUAGGCUCUCUGGUCCGAGAGGUCAGUGCAGUCAGGAGCAUGCACUCGCUGGCUGCUAGCCUAGUUGCAGAAGGGCUUCCUCUGGAUCUGGACGCAGUUAAUUUCCCUCAUGGACGGCCCCCCAGCGUACGAGCUCUUUCAGACCUUCCCUCAUAUCCCUGGAAUCAUCAAACGCGCCACUGGUACGAAUCAAGGUUCAACAAGGGCCUCCGCGAACGGGCACAGCCACCACAUGACCUUCUAGGCAGCCUUGUAUUGGGAACCGAUCCGAACAGUCCUACCUGGCGCCACAUCCUGAAGCUCAAGGACGCCCCUUGGCUUCGCGAACAUGUUGUCCAAGAAGACAUUUUAUUCCCCGGAGCAGGCUUUAUAUGUUUGGCGAUUGAAGCAAUCAAAAUGCUGCCAGAACUUCAAUCUAAAGCUCCGCAGGCUGCUGCUGGUUACCGGUUGCGCGAUGUCGAUUUGCUGCAAGGUCUAGUUAUACCAGACAAUGACGACGGCGUUGAGAUCCAAACCAGCCUAUCCGAGGUCAGCGACAAAGAGAUGGGCAAUAGAGGCUGGAAACGCUUUGAGGUCUCUUCGGUCUCUGCUGACAACCAAUGGUCAACUCACGCACGCGGCCUCAUUACAAUGGAGCCGGAGGAUGCUCCUGAUAAAACCAUUACCAAGUCUCGUCCCGCUGAUCUUUCUGGCUACACUCGACGUUUCGGCCCCAGCGAUUUAUAUGACAUGAUGAGAGAGAGGGGUAUCUAUCACGGGCCCGCAUUUCAGAUUAUCACCGAUAUCGAGCAGGCUGGAAACAAUCAGCGGGCUGACAGCUCGCUAUUCAUUCCUGACACUGCAAUUCCAGCCGAUUCUCCAUAUCAGACUCUGAUUCACCCCAUUACGCUGGAUGCCGCCUUCCAGACUGUAUACGCGCCACUCCUAGGGGGCAAAGAGUGGGAUGAUGCAAUAGUACCUCGCACCCUGGGUAGUCUUUGGAUAUCGAACUCGAUCAGCCAGGCGGCUGGCCACCGUUUCAAAGCUUUUGCGAUUCUCCACCAUUCGGAUGCAAGGACGAUGCGCUCUGAUAUUUACAUGGCAGACAACAAUAGUGAUGCAUCUCCUGUACUUAUGGUCCGGAACGCUGUGUUCCAGUCGGUUGGCCGAAGUGCAGCACCUCAGCAGGUUAAAGCUCAGUGGGAAAGCGAGCCCUGCACCAACGUAGUCUGGGGUCCUGACAUGUCUCUACUGUCCACCCCCAUGCGCGCACAGCUCAAGCAGCAACUAUCCCACCCUCCUGAGGCUGAAGAAGCUCGGCUUCUAGCGGACCUCCGCCGGGCGUGUCUCUACUUUAUAUAUGAUGCUCUUUCUUCCCUAAGGCCCUUUGAGCUGCGGAAGCUACCAAGCCACCACGCCAAAUAUCACAGCUGGAUGCAGGUACAGGUCUCACUCGCCGCUGAAUGUCGGCUUGCAGAAGACAGUGCACGCUGGUCAAGUGACACGCAAGAACAGCGCCAGUCUUUGAUUGAGCGUGUUGGACGUUCUAGCGUCAACGGAGAGAUGGUUUGUAAGUUGGGACCUCAUUUGGCCGCCAUCAUCCGCCAGGAGAAGAUGCCACUAGAACUAAUGAUGGAGAACAACAUGUUGAAUCACUACUAUCAAAAUGCCCUCAAAUGUGACCGCAUUCUUUCACAGGCCGCUCACAUUUUGCAGAACCUAAUCCACAAGAAUCCUCGCGCACGAAUCCUGGAGAUAGGUGCAGGCACUGGCAGCUUCACACGAUAUGCCCUGCCGAAGAUCGGUACGGCAGCUACUGGAGGACCGCUUGCGGAGCUAUAUCACUUUACCGAUAUCUCACCGGCUUUCUUUGAGGCAGCGCGGGAAGAAUUUGCAGCCUGGGAUGAUAUAAUGGUCUUUGAAAAGCUAGAUAUUGAGCAAGACCCUGCGAGCCAAGGUUAUGAUAUGGAAAGCUAUGAUAUCGUAGUCGCGGUACAAGUACUGCAUGCGACAACCUCAAUGUCCAAAACCAUGUCUCAUGUUCGCAAGUUGAUGAAACCCGGGGGCCACCUGCUUCUUGUCGAGACUACUCAUGAUCAGCUGGAUACAGAAUUCGCCUUUGGGCUACUUCCUGGUUGGUGGCUUAGUGAAGAGCCUCAGCGUGCUCUCAGCCCUUCCAUGAGCGUACCCCUUUGGGAUGAAACUCUUAAGGCUGCUGCUCUUUCUGGCGUCGACUUUGAGGUCCGCGACUGUGAAAGCGACGAGUGGUAUAUGAUGAGUGUCAUCACAUCGACCGCCGUACCUGCCCAUCAAUUAACCCUAAACCCAGACUCCAUUGUGUUUGUUGAACGGAAGGACGCACCUUGCAGGCAGCGCUGGCUUGAAAUUCUCCGCUCCAAUUUCGCAGCCGCCGGACAGUCUCCGCCAGUUGUUGAGUUUGAGACUGCGACUGCUGAAUCCUAUAAGGGAAAGUGGACGGUUUUCCUAGGUGAGGUCGACAAGCCACUCCUGUAUGACCUGGACGCCACGGGCCUGAAGAAUAUCCAGACCAUGAUUAAACACAGUCGUAGUUUGCUUUGGGUGACUCGCGGCGGCGCAGUGAAGUGCGAACGCCCUGAACUAUCGCUGGCCACUGGGUUUCUUCGAAGCAUAAGGCACGAGUACGCAGGCCGCAGAUUCGUCACCUUUGAUCUGGACCCUCACGAGUCACUGUGGUCUGAUACCAGUACGGCCGACAUUGCAAAGGUCAUGACUACAAGCUUCGGUUCUGCAGCUGACAAUGCGCAGACUCCGCCACCAUAUGACUUUGAGUAUGCUGUGCGCGAGGGCGUCAUUCUGGUGCCGCGGUUGUUCCGCGACAGUGCCCGUAACCAGGCCAUCAAUCCUGCAUCUGUGUGCUGGGCUUCACCUGAGGCUCUGCCGACGGAGUCGUUCUUUCAGUCCAACCGCACCCUUGCAUUGAAGGUCGGGGUUCCAGGCCUCCUAGAUACAAUUGCAUUUGAUGAUGACCCUGCAGCACUUGCUGAUUGCACGCAACUCCCACCUGACCUUGUCGAAAUCAAGCCUCGGGCGUACGGCGUCAACUUCCGGGAUGUGCUUGUUGCUAUGGGGCAACUUGAGGAGCGCGUCAUGGGGGUGGACUGUGCAGGCGUCAUCACUCGCGUGGGAUGCCAGGCAGCAGCCCACGGGUAUGCACCCGGCGACAACGUCUUUGCACUUGUCCGCAGUGGCUAUAGCAGCCGUCCGCGGGUUGAAUGGACCAAUGCUAUGCAUAUUCCACAAGGGUUGAGCUUCGAGCAGGCAGCUUCUGUGCCCGCAAUCUUUACUACUGUAUACCUUUGCUUCUACAAAAUCGCUCGCCUCCAACGCGGUCAAACGGUUCUAAUUCACGCUGGUGCUGGUGGCGUUGGGCAGACAGCCAUCCAGUUUGCUCGGCACAUAGGAGCAGAGGUCUAUACUACUGUUGGAUCGGCCGAGAAGCGGGAGUUACUGAUACAGCGUUAUGGUAUUCCCGCUGACCAUAUCUUCUCCAGCCGUGACGCCUCAUUUGCAGACGGCAUUCUUGAAGCCACCAACGGGCGUGGCGUCGACGUUGUGCUAAACUCACUCGCUGGUCCACUGCUUCAGGCCAGUCUGAACAUUCUGGCUCCCUUCGGUCACUUUGUCGAAGUUGGUAAGCGUGAUAUCGAGCAGAACAGCCACCUUGAGAUGCGCCCAUUCUCUCGCCAUAUCACAUUUUCCUCGUUUGAUCUGCUGGCGCUUUCCCAGCAUGACAAGCGAUCUAUCCACUCAUCCCUUAUUGAGAUCCGACGACUCUUGGAAGAGGGCGCUAUCUCUCCUGUUUAUCCUGUUUCCACCUAUCCCUUGGGCGAUAUAGGAAAGGUGUUCCGGCUGCUCCAGGUCGGCAAGCACAGCGGCAAAGUUGUCCUUUCCAUCAGCCCUGACGAACAGGUCCGCGUCGUUCCGCAGGCACGAACUGCUAAACUCCGCUCCGACGCAUCCUAUCUACUUGUCGGCGGAGCUGGCGGCAUAGGGCGUUCCAUGGCCCACUGGCUUGCUGCUCAUGGUGCCAAAAAUAUCAUUGUUCUUUCUCGGAGCGCUGGUACCAGCCCUGCAGUUGCAGAACUCGUGGCUGAACUACAGCCGCUAGGUUGUCACGUCAAACCCAUAUCUUGCGACGCCUCUGUUAAGGCAGACCUAGCAGCGGCCCUCAGUAGCUGCUCCGCCGAACUCCCUCCGAUUCGAGGCGUGAUACAAGCGGCAAUGGUCUUGCAAGACUCUGUUCUUGAGAGAAUGACAUUCGAAGACUGGCAGACCUCAUUGAAUCCCAAGGUCAGAGCGAGCUGGAAUGUGCACACUCAACUUCGCGACGCGGAUCUUGACUUUUUCGUCUUCCUCUCUUCUAUGUCUGGUAUUUAUGGUUAUACAACGCAAUCAAACUACUCGGCCGGUAAUACUUACGAAGAUGCUCUCGCCCAUUGGCGUGUCUCCCAGGGUCUCCCUGCCGUGUCCAUGGAUCUGGGUCCCGUGAAAUCGGUCGGAUACGUCGCUGGUGUCGCUGGCGUUGCUGACCGAAUGACAAAACUGGGUCAUUUUCCUGUCACCGAGGAGCAGGUUCUGCGCGUCCUGGAGACUGCUGUUCUCUCGCCAUUCGAUAAGCAAGUCGCCAUGGGCAUUAAUCAAGGCCCGGGCUCCCAUUGGCACCCGGUCGGCCCAUCCCCGCUGGGCAGAGAUGCCAGAUUCCGGUCUCUCCAGUACCAGAAGAGCACUCAGCGUCAAGCUACAAACGGAUACAGCAAUGCCAGCACCUCGCUUGCUAGUCGGUUAUCCGAUGCAAAGACACGGCAGCAGGCAGAGAAACUAGUUGUUGAGGCUAUUGCCAGUAAGCUAGCAGAUAUCUUCAUGAUCCCUGUGGCGCAUGUAGACGCUGCAAAACAUCUUUCCGAGUAUGGUUUGGAUUCACUGAGUGCGGUGGAACUGCGCAAUAUGUUAGCCCUACAGGCUGCGGCAGACGUGUCCAUCUUUAGUAUUAUGCAAAGCGAGUCUCUCGCUGCUCUUGCCUCUGAGGUUACGCGCAAGAGUACGCAUGUACCUGCAUCACUAUCGGUAAUGUGA
Molecule: messenger RNA, 7707 nt
Organism: Aspergillus nidulans FGSC A4
Lineage: Eukaryota; Fungi; Ascomycota; Eurotiomycetes; Eurotiales; Aspergillaceae
Product: type I polyketide synthase
Exons: 4
Coding region: 1-7707 (2568 amino acids)
Biological process (GO): polyketide biosynthetic process; lactone biosynthetic process; lipid biosynthetic process
Molecular function (GO): transferase activity; acyltransferase activity; oxidoreductase activity
Source: RefSeq, a predicted model, not a curated record